CAUUAUAUAUAUACACCGUAUCUUCAAUAGGUUAUUCCAAAUUCCAUAUUCCAAAGGCAAAAACAAUUUCAGAGUUUGCCAAAAGAUGGAUUCUCAGAAGACCAUGAAGAGAAGUGAUGAAGAUGUUUAUGUUGGUCUUGCUGUUCAUAGCCAAGUGAUAAAAAUAAAACAGGAAAUUGAGAAAAUCAAACAACCAUCAUUGGAGGCUGAUUUAUAUAUGACAAGACUCAAAGAUGUUAAACGUCUUCGAUCUCGUUCACCUCUUGGAUUAUCAGAAAGAACUAUCCUCCUAACUCACUCUUAGCGAGAGAUUAAUUAGAAUCAUAUAUGUUAGAAUAUAUGAAUUAGUUUAUGUUUUUUUAAUUUCAGUAGUUUAUGUUUCUCUCAUAACUCUCUUGUACAUGGUUUUGCUCCUAAUAGUUAUAACAUAACUAGUAUGGUUUCUUUUCAA
Molecule: messenger RNA, 451 nt
Organism: Vicia villosa (hairy vetch)
Lineage: Eukaryota; Viridiplantae; Streptophyta; Magnoliopsida; Fabales; Fabaceae
Exons: 1
Coding region: 86-304 (72 amino acids)
Source: RefSeq, a predicted model, not a curated record